CCUCGCUCGAGAGGAAACGUGCUGCCGGUGCUCGGCGACUGGGGUGGAGGUUUACUGCAGCUGUCUCGUCUGGCCGACUCAAAUAUUCGUUAACAAGGAGCAAUAACCGUCUGUCUUUAGGCUAGUCCGACGGUUUGCCAUAUAUGGACCUGAUCGAUACAACAACAAUCAUCAUGGCAACAGUCGAUGAAAACAUCACCUUACACACCAAUGUGACAACGCCUAUGUAUCCAGCAGAAUAUUACAGGUUAAGAGAAAUAGUUGACUUUCUUAACACAUACUACAUUUGGAUUAUAUUUGCGUUUGGAUUUCCCGGAAAUACGUUAAGUUUGCUUGUCAUCAAUAGAAUGUCGAAGACAGGUUUGACAACGUCGUUAUUUUACGCAGCCGUGCUGUCUUCUGUCGACAACAUCACCAUCAUCUUAAAGAUCAUAGAAAACCAGACCAGACAGAUGAAAAUGGCGAUCGAUGAAACCGGAUGUCAGUUUUUGUUUUUCUUUGGUCUGACAUGCGCAGCAUCAGCCAACUGGAUUCUGAUGGUAAUAUCAGCAGAACGUUUUACGGCGGUUGUGUUCCCGUUGAAGGUGGUGUUGGUGUGGUCGUUGAAGCGGGCAGUUGUCAUCAUAGUCGGCGUCGUCGCGUUCCUCUGCUUCAUCCACAGCCACAUCUUCAUCACCGUCACUCAUUACAAAUAUUACACGUGUACAGUCAAAGAACAGUUCCACAAAUACCUCACGAUCUGGUUCUUCAUUAGUGCCUCCGUUUUCGCCUUGAUUCCUGCUGGGGUCUUAUUUGUAUUGAACACAGUCACUGUUCUGAUCAUGCGCAAAUCCACAACAAAACGUAAAGUAAUGACGUCGGCAUAUGGCCAAGUUCAUCGCACCGUUCGACGUCAGGAACGACAUAUGACCGUCAUGCUCGUCGCUCUGGCCAUCGGCUUCCUAGUCCUCAACAUACCACGCUGCGUGUACGUCAUCACCUUCAACUACGUCUGUGUGGGAGACGAUGACGUUAUGUGUAAUACCAGAAAAUUGUUUUUCGACGUUUUGACGACACAAAUCGCGGACUCGAACCAUGCCGUCAAUUUCUACCUCUACUUAAUGGCGGGGAGGAAGUUUCGAGAUCAUUGCAUGAAGGUAUUACGAUGCCGAAGACCAACAUUCUUGCGAAUUCCCUCCCAGUCGUCCGAACUCCCCUUCACGGAGUCAAGCUAAUGUUGUCAUGGGGUAUCUUUCACAAAUUCGUUGUUAUAUUUAUAUCAUUGCAACUUGACUACGAUUCCCUACCCCUAUUCUAAGUUAAUUCUCUGAGCCUUGCGAAUCUACAAGUUGCUCAAUGUCAUGUAUCAACGUCAAACGUCAAUAAAAGCAUCUAUGAAAUAAU
This is a messenger RNA of Haliotis rubra (blacklip abalone), 1383 nucleotides long. RefSeq lists its product as uncharacterized. Gene Ontology annotation, biological process: G protein-coupled receptor signaling pathway. Lineage: Eukaryota; Metazoa; Mollusca; Gastropoda; Lepetellida; Haliotidae. The record is from RefSeq and is a predicted model, not a curated record. Bases 144 to 1214 code for a protein of 356 amino acids. The transcript is spliced from 3 exons. Gene Ontology annotation, molecular function: G protein-coupled receptor activity. Gene Ontology annotation, cellular component: plasma membrane.